AUGAAGGUGGUGCGGGUCAAGAAGGGUGUGGCAGCCAUUGUCUUUCUCUCUCUCGCCCUGCUCGCACUCGGGGCUCUCUCGUUUUUCGCCGGUUCGUCGGGAGACGCCGACGGGCAUGUGGAGCCACAACGUGUUCGGGAUGUGCAGCACCGCAACAAAUUCCGGCCUGAAUCCGAGCUGAAGGAGCAGCUGGAAAGACGUCCCGAGGUCGCGCCAGUCAAGCCACGGACGGAACCGGAAGUCGCGCAUGAAGAAAUCCACGAACAGGAGCGAAAACUGGAAGAAAAAGAAGAAAAUGAGGAGGUGGACGCACUAAGGGCGAAGCUACACCCAGUUGAGGCGACGAAAGCAGCUGCCGAUCCGGAGAACGAAAAACGGAAGGAACAAGUGGUGAAGAUGAUGCUGCACGCGUGGCACGGCUACCGCAAUUACACCUGGGGCGCGAAUGAGAUCAAGCCAAUCUCUGGGCAGCCGAACAACCAGGGGAUUUUUGGAGGGGCCGACAUGGGAGCGACCAUUGUCGACGCGGCCGACACGCUGUGGCUGAUGGGGCUCAAGGAGGAGUACGAGCAGGCCCGUGACUGGAUCCGCGACAAUUUCGACAUGAAAAAGAAGGCGACGGGCACGCUGUCGGUUUUUGAGACGACGAUCCGGUUCCUUGGAGGUCUGCUGUCCCUUAAUGCGUUGACCGGCGAGGCUUUCUACGUAACAAAAGCCAAAGAUGUCGGCGACUCGCUUUUGAAGGCCUUCAACACGCCGACCGGGAUCCCGAAAUCGCAGCUAUCCGUCCAGACCGGGGUAGGCCAAAACUUUGGCUGGGCCUCGUCGAUGUCGAUUCUCUCCGAGAUCGGCACGCUGCACCUCGAGUUCGCCGAGUUAUCCCGGAUCACCGGCGACCCAGUCUACCUCCAGAAAGUGCAGAAAGUGCGCGACGUGCUCGACAAGGCGCAGAAGCUCGACGGCCUCUACCCCAACUACAUCUCGCCGACGGACGGGCGGUUUAGUGGAAGUCACAUCUCGCUCGGGGCGCUCGGCGAUUCGUUCUAUGAGUACUUGAUCAAGGCGUGGCUCUACUCGAAUUUCCGGGACGACCAGGCGCGUCGGAUGUAUUGGGCGGUUAGCGAGAAGAUACAGGAAAAAAUGGUCAGCCAUUCCCGGUCAAAUCUGACGUAUCUCGUUGAGUUGCGGAACGGCCGUGCGGAGCACCAGAUGGGUCACCUGGCCUGUUUUGCGGUUGGGAUGUUUGCCUUGGAGGGGCAUUAUGAGAAAGAGCCGGCCAGGAAGGCCCGUGUCCUAAACCUUGCUGAAGAGCUCGGGCGAACCUGCCACGAAUCCUACAUCCGCUCCGAGAGCCACAUCGGUCCUGAAAUGUUCUAUUUUAUCGGCCAGGAGGACGCGACCGCCAAACAAACCGGCGCCAACGGCUACAUCUUGCGCCCCGAGGUGAUCGAGGGGUGGUUUUAUCUAUGGCGGCUGACGGGGAAACAGAUGUACCGCGACUGGGUGUGGGACGCCGUCGAGUCGAUGGAGAAGUGGUGCAAGCGGGAAAAGGGAUAUGUUGGAUUGCAGAAUGUCUACAAACCAGAACAAGGCGCCGACGAUGUGCAGCAAUCCUUUUUCUUGGCCGAAACUCUGAAGUACGCCUACCUGACGUUUACCGAAGAUACGGUAAUGGCGCUCGACGCUUGGGUCUUUAAUACCGAAGCACAUCCACUGCCCGUCAACAAGGAUUACCCGAUGAAGGAGCAAGCCGCGCCCCAAGCU
Messenger RNA from Mesorhabditis spiculigera, 1764 nucleotides. Lineage: Eukaryota; Metazoa; Nematoda; Chromadorea; Rhabditida; Rhabditidae. The record is from the annotation of a GenBank genome assembly.